AUGGAAGGAAGCUGUUUCCACAGGGAGGGAUUUCCUUUCUACCUUGUUCUCAGUCUUCUGCUUCAAGGAAGGAGUAGUACUUUCACCAUCAAUUGCUCAGGGUUUGGCCAGCAUGGGGUGGGUACCACUGUCCUGGGUUCAGCGUUUGACAGAAAGGCCUUCCGUCCAGCCACCAACCCCAGGGUCCCCACCCAAGUCAACAUCUCCUUUACGAUGUCUGCCAUCCUAGAUGUGGAUGAACAACUACAGCUCUUGUCAUCAUUCCUGUGGCUGAACAUGGUCUGGGAUAACCCAUUUAUCAGCUGGAACCCAGAGGAGUGUAAGGGCAUCACCAAGAUCAGUAUGGCAAGCGAGAACCUGUGGCUCCCAGAUAUUUUCAUCGUUGAGUUCAUGGAUGUGGAUAAGACCCCACAUGGCCUCACAGCAUAUGUAAGUAAUAAUGGUCGCAUCAGGUAUAAGAAACCCAUGAAGGUGACCAGCAUCUGUAGCCUGGACAUUUUCUACUUCCCUUUUGACCAGCAGAACUGCACACUCACCUUCAGGUCAUUCCUCUACACAGUGGAUAACAUGUUGCUGGGCAUGGAGAAAGAAGUGUGGGAGAUAGCAAAUACAUCCCGACACAUUGUUCAGACCCAUGGAGAGUGGGAGCUCCUGGGCAUCAACAAGGCCUCCCCAAAGAUGUCUGUGGGAGCCAACCUGUAUGAUCAGAUCAUGUUCUAUGUGGCCAUCAGGCGCAGGCCCAGCCUCUACAUCAUAAACCUCCUGGUGCCCAGCGGCUUUCUCAUAGCGAUUGACGCCCUCAGCUUCUACCUGCCAGCAGAAAGUGGGAACCGGGCCCCAUUCAAGAUCACCCUUCUGCUGGGCUACAAUGUCUUCCUGCUCAUGAUGAACGACUUACUCCCCACCAAUGGCACUCCCCUCAUCAGUGCCUACUUUGCCCUGUGCCUGUCGCUGAUGGUGCUCAGCCUGCUGGAGACCGUCUUCAUCACCUACCUGCUGCACCUGGCCACCACCCAGCCCCCACCCAUGCCCCGGUGGCUCCACUCUCUGCUGCUGCUCUGCACCUGCCCACGGAAAUGCUGCCCCACUGCGCCCCACAGGGGGGAUCAGGGGCUGGGCCUCACCCCUGCCCAGCUGCCUGGCCUGAAGGAGCCAGUAGAGUUGGUGGGGAAGGCGCCAGGCCCCAGAGAGGCAGUGCUGACUGGGGUCUCAGGAGGGACAGGGGCCCAGCAGGAGCAGGAGGCCCAGAAGCAGCGCCGGGUGGAGCUGUGGGUGAAGUUCAGCCACAUGAUGGACACCCUGCUCUUCCGCCUCUACCUGCUCUUCAUGGCCUCCUCCAUCCUCACGGUCAUCGGCCUCUGGAACACCCAAGCAUGA
Messenger RNA from Nycticebus coucang (slow loris), 1377 nucleotides. RefSeq names its product 5-hydroxytryptamine receptor 3E-like. NCBI's taxonomy places the organism in Eukaryota, Metazoa, Chordata, Mammalia, Primates, Lorisidae. Gene Ontology annotation, molecular function: transmembrane signaling receptor activity; extracellular ligand-gated monoatomic ion channel activity; neurotransmitter receptor activity. Gene Ontology annotation, cellular component: membrane; neuron projection; synapse. The transcript is spliced from 9 exons. The record is from RefSeq and is a predicted model, not a curated record. The coding region runs from base 1 to 1377 and encodes 458 amino acids. Gene Ontology annotation, biological process: signal transduction; monoatomic ion transmembrane transport; chemical synaptic transmission.